Notodromas monacha is the source of this 1209-nucleotide messenger RNA. Lineage: Eukaryota; Metazoa; Arthropoda; Ostracoda; Podocopida; Cyprididae. The record is from the annotation of a GenBank genome assembly.
AUGAAAUACGUCCGUGUGUUGUGCGAGCGGUCGCCGUGCGCUAGAUUUUCCACCUCUACCUAUUGUCGACUGUGGAAGAAGAAGCCCGAGGAAGAGUUCGAUCUUGCUCCAGCGCAAGAACUCCAUCCGGUUAAAGAAUCGAAACCUGUGGAGAAAAAGUCUGGUAUUUCAGAUUAUCACCGGUGCCUGGCCCUGGGGUUGAAUCCGGUGGAAGCCGGGAUUCCUUUACCGUAUAAACGAAACGCCGCCGCGCAUAGGAGACGCCUGUUCGGGGAAUUCGGAUUAUCGUCGGGUGUUCAACCUGGAGAAGUUUAUCUUCCGCGGGAGUCCCUCAAACGUCACAAGAUGUUGGAAGAAUUAGCGAAUCCCAAGUUGAUCUCGGAAAUGAUGGACGAAAUAAAGAGCCGUGAAAAGGAGAAGAUGAAGCAGAUCAUGGCUCGAGAAGCCGAAGUUGAGCGUAAGCUUUCCCAGUCAGUUACCCUGCGAACCCAGUUGGAGGAGAAGAUCAAGCGGAAAGAAGCAGAAAUUCAAGCUCAAAAGGAAAAGAAAGAGCGGAUGAUGGCCGAGAUUCGAGAGCAUUUCGGAUACACCGUGGACCCGAAAACGGAGAAAUUCCAGACCAUGCUGGCGGAAAAAGAAGCUCUCGAAAAGAAGAAAGAGAAAGAAGCGAAGAAGAAGGAAAAAGAGGCCAGGAAAAUAGCUAAAUUGCUGACGCGAACAGUUGAUAGUGCGUCAUCCAGUGCGAAAACCCCUGAAACGUCGCAAGAAACUUUUGCCCAGCGAAAGCCUAGAGGAUUGAGGACCGCCCGUAAGCAUGUGGACCAUCGCCGAGUACAGGUUUGGGCGGACAAGGACUACAAAAAAGCUAACUUGGGCACCCGAUGGAAGGCUAAUCCGUUCCAAGGCGCUUCUCACGCCAAGGGGAUCGUUCUUGAGAAAGUAGGUGUGGAAGCUAAGCAGCCCAACUCUGCCAUCCGUAAGUGCGUCAGAGUGCAGUUGCGAAAGAAUGGCAAGAAAAUCACCGCCUUCGUCCCGAGAGACGGUUGUCUCAAUUACAUUGAAGAGAACGAUGAAGUUUUGAUCGCCGGAUUCGGUCGAAAGGGUCACGCCGUCGGUGAUAUUCCCGGCGUUCGAUUCAAGGUAGUGAAGGUGGCAAACGUUUCGCUCCUGGCUUUGUACAAGGAAAAGAAGGAGCGACCGCGGUCAUAA